AUGGGCGCGGCGGCGGGGCGGUGGAGGACUUGGCUGCGCCGCGGUGCGGACCCCAACAUGGUGCUCGUCGACGGCGCGGCGGCCAUACACUUGGCUGCCAGAGCCCGGUACCCUCGCGGCCUCUGCUGCCUCCGGGCCCUGCUGCGAGGAGGCGGGGACCCCAACGCUCGAUCUGCAGAGGCGCUGACUCCGCUGCAUGUGGCAGCUGCCUGGGGCUGUCUCCGUAGUCUGGAACUGUUACUCAGCCUAGGAGCGGACCCGGCGCUGCGCGAUCAGGACGGACUCCGGCCUCUGGACCUGGCGGUGCAGCAGGGGCACAUGGACUGCGCUCGUGUCCUUCGGCAAAUAGACACGCGGACCAGGUUCAGGACCUGGACAGAGGCAGAGACCCAAGAGCCUGAACCAGAGUCUGGCAGACACUCCCGACCUCCUGAUGUGACAUUGGACACAGCACUCCAGACCCAACUGGGCAGAGAUGAUGGCAGUGACAUGGGCCUGGAGGCUGGUUUGGGAUCCCCCAACCUCCCUGCUGCUCUUGAGACUACACACAAGGAUAGGAGCUCAGUUUCCCCACUAGGAAGCCAGGACUGCAGCUCAGAUGCCUCCUUCAUCACUGCUGUUGAAGUCUCUGGAGGCGAGGACCUAGCCGUGGAUACGUCCCUCUGGACUGGGUCAGUGCCCCAGAACAGGCAGAGACUCCUGACUGGUGUUAGUCCCACCCAGGGGGCACCAAAAUCUCCAGGUGCCCUGCAGCUGGCACAUGGAGCCAUAACUGCAUGCAAGGAGGAAGAACUGAAUGCCCAUCUGCAGGCCUUGACUCUGAUGUCAUCAGAUUCUGCCAGCUUCCCGUCCUCUUCCGCGUCCCUUCUUGAUGGAAGCCUAGCUCAUAGUCCCCAGCGGACACCGCCCCCUAGAUCCUGUGACCUCCAUGUCCAGACAGAUGACCAGGCAUCUCUUGAUAGUGAUGUGGCCACCCUCUGGCUGACAGAGGAUGAGGCAAGCUUCACAGGCAACAGGGACCCUGUUUGCUCUUGCUGGCAUCUGCCAGUCUCCACCGUAUCUGACCUGGAGCUGCCACAGAGAACUCGAGCUCUUCAUGAGAGUCCUGGCCCCAUCAUGCCCUUUGCCCUACGACAGCUAGAAGACUCCCAGGAAGCUCCUGGCCCAGACUUCUCAGGGCACAGCCCAGAACUGGCUGAGGCCCUGAGGACGGGGAGGAUCCCUCAUGUCCAGGCAGAUGAAGAUGCACUUACCCAGCAGUUUGAGCAGCUAGAUCCCAGCAGGAAGUGGCGAGAGGGAGUCACAAAGUCUAGUUUUACAUAUCUGCUACUAGACCCCAGGGAGACUCAGGACCUGCCUGCCCGAGCCUUCUCACUGACCCCCGUCAAGUGUCUUCAGACUUUUGUCCGUGCCAUCUUCUAUGUGGGCAAAGGGACACGGGCCCGGCCAUAUGUCCAUCUCCGGGAGGCCCUUGGCCAUCAUGGACAGUCAGGAAAACAGGUCUGCCCCAAGGUGCGCCGGAUCUUGGACAUCUGGGCCAGUGGUUGUGGUGUCAUCUCCCUGCAUUGCUUUCAGCAUGUGGUUGCUGUGGAAGCUUAUACACGGGAAGCCUGUCUUGUGGAUGCCCUAGGAAUUCAGAUGCUGACCAACCAGAAACAAGGGCACUACUAUGGAGUAGUGGCAAGCUGGCCACCCACUCGGCGUCGGCGCUUGGGGGUGCAUCUGUUGCACCGUGCCCUCCUUGUCUUCUUGGCUGAAGGCGAGCGAGAGCUACGUCCUCAAGACAUCCAGGCCCAUGGCUGAGUUCUGGGGAAUCAGUCAUCCAGCCUAGGUAGAGAUCAGGGUGUUUGAAUGUCCCGGUUUCCCAUCUCUGGUUUCAGAAGGCACAGGCAUGUGUGUAUAUGUGUGUGUGUGUGUGUGAAACACCAGGGCAGAUCUCCCCUUAGCUUGAAAGAGGACUUUAUUACAGAUGGUACUACUAGAGAGGUAGAGAGCACCCCAUCCUAAGAGUGAGCCAAGUGGGGAACCAGAACGUGCUUUGAAAUACUCCAGGGCUGGCUCGGCGCCUGUGGCUCAAGUGGCUAAGGCGCCAGCCACAUACACCUAAGGUGGUGGGUUUGAAUCCAGCCCGGU
Messenger RNA from Otolemur garnettii (small-eared galago), 2133 nucleotides. It is a transcript of the gene ANKLE1, whose product is annotated as ankyrin repeat and LEM domain containing 1. The transcript has 9 exons. Bases 1 to 1803 code for a protein of 600 amino acids. Lineage: Eukaryota; Metazoa; Chordata; Mammalia; Primates; Galagidae. The record is from RefSeq and is a predicted model, not a curated record. Gene Ontology annotation, molecular function: endonuclease activity; protein binding.